CUAAAAUCCAAAAGGGCUUUCAAUACAGUGACUCCUCACCCCCACCCCACUAAUAAUAAUUUUGCCUUCUCUUUAAAUCCCUGAAUUCAACUGAAACCUUUAGCUAGGGUUUUCACUUUCAUGGCGAUUUCUUGAUAAAUUCCGUCUUUAUCAAUCAAAUCAUAUCAAUUUAUACUGUAAUCGGAGUCGGAGGAUGAGAUAUAUCAUUUGAGAAAAUAUGUUAUGGUCUAGAUUACCUUCCGAAGAAAGUGAGGAUAGGAAUAAUCGGGAUAUAUUUGGAGUGUUUAGGGUGCUGGUUGUUGCCGCUAUGGGAUGUCUCUUUGGCUGUUUCCGUAUCAAUGAUGGUUCUCUUCCUCCUGAUUCCAAAUCUCAGCUCGUUUCCCAGUCUCUAGCUCCUAAGGAACCUGUGGUGUCUCGCAACAGGAGUCCAUUAUCUUCACUUUUCAAUUCUGAAGAAAAAGGCGAGGAUGAUUAUUUGCGUGAAGCUGGAAAGGCUGAUCAAGAUGCAGGAACACCCAAGUCUGAGCUGCACACGAAAGAACUCAGGGAUCAGGCCAAGUUCCUUAAAGCUUGUGGAACUUUACCAGAGACUCCUGCUGAAAUUCGAAAAGGCUUGGCUAAAUGCAAAGAUCUAUCAGCUUCAAAAGGAGAUGUUGAACCUUUAAAAUUCAAGUCUUGGCUCUCUGAUGUGGCUGUUGAAAAGUUCAACCUGGAUUUGCUACCUGAUCACCCUAUUACACCUAGUAAAAGCAAUGAACUGGAAAAACAAUCUGGUUCCUUAACUCAUACAUCUAGCAGUUGCAUGAUGGAUGGACAAAAUGGUCAAAGUUCGCCGAAGAACUCUAUUCAUGGUAGUGGAUCUGCUAACACUCCGACAUCCAUUGAGUUUAAUGCUAAUCAGGCUCAUAGAGACGCGGCUUCAGAGGUUUCACCAAUCUUUGCUCCCAGUGCGCAGUACAUGAAUAAAACUGUUCGCUUUGAUUGUGAGUCUGAUCUGUCUGCAGUCUCAUCCAAAAGUACUUCAUUUGCACUUGACAGUGAAAACUCAAAGCAGGCUGAGUUUUCUGGCAAUUACUCUGCAUUGAAGCAUUCGCCCUACCCUACCCCACUAAAACUAAGUGAUGAAAUGCAAACACCAGGAACUGUUUUUCCAACAUAUAUGGACAACAUUGCAAAUGGAAAAGCUGCUCGGAUCAGGUCUCAGUAUGUUUAUCCAGUUUUAAACCCUGUGGAUAGAGCAUCGCAGUUGAAGGAUUUGUCUGAUGAAGAUUCCUACUCCCAAUUCAACACGUUAAUAAAUCUACCGGAAAAAAUGUCACAUGGAGACACUAUACCUCUUCACUCUUCAUCCCAAUCCGACAUUGAUGAAAUUGAAAACCUCAUCUAUUCCAAUCCUUCUACUGUCCUUCCAGCACGCCCUCCUUCUCCUCCUCGUGCUGCCAUACCUGUUUCAUCUUCUCCCUUCAUGCCUUCUAAUCUUCGCCCACCACCUCCCCCUACAUCUACCACAACCACCAAUUACAAACCGACACCUGUCCCUUCCAUUCCAUCUCCACCACCCCUACCUUCAUCGGGACAGUCGAAUAUAGCUGCUACCGGAUUCGGAUCCCCGCCCAAUACCCUUACCGAACCCGUUUGGGAUACCGUCAAAAGAGAUCUGUCCAGAAUUGUUAGUAAUUUGAAGCUGGUGGUUUUCCCUAAUCCUUAUAGAGAAGAUCCUGGCAAAGCGCUUCGUGAUUGGGAUCUAUGGGGACCUUUCUUUUUCAUUGUUUUCCUUGGUCUCACUUUGUCAUGGUCUGCUUCUGUUAAGAAGUACCCAAAGUCCCGAAGUCUUUCUGAGUGUGCCAAAUCACCCAACACAAUGUCUCCGCCCCCUUCUUCAUUUAGAACUCGAUUAUGGUCCAGUAACAUGACAGAAUCUGGUGAAAUGCCCAAUGAAGCAAGCUUUUCAUCAGAACUCGGAACUCCCGGAUUAAGAAAAGCUUCAGCUGAUAAUGAUUCAAAGGUAGAGGCCAGCUUGUCUUCGUGGCUGAAACCAUCUUCAAUCAAUCAAGACGAGGGUAAGCAGCACACUAGUUCUGGUUACGGUAACAAUGUUCACUAUGGCAGAACUCCUGGAGAUAGGCCUAUACUUGGAUUGGUUGCUGCUCACUGGAAAGAUGAUGAAGAUUCUCGUAUAUCUCCUAAAUGGUGGGAUGGAAAUGGGAUCCCCAAUUCAACUAACAAGUAUAAAGAGGAUCAGAAAGUAAGCUGGCAUGCAACGCCAUUUGAAGAGAGACUGGAGAAGGCAUUAUCAGAAGAAUCUUCCAUUCCACAAAGGAAGCAAUACAGUGGGACAAGACCAUUUGCCUUUAACGACAUGGAUGAAACUGAUACUGCCAUCUCUCAAGUGCACUAAUAAUGUCAGCUAAAGCUCAUUUUCCAUCCAUCAAUUAGCACAGAUUCAAAGUUUAUCCGGGAAUUUUGUUUCGUCUUUAGCUGAGAUGCUGCUCAAUCUCAGGUGUAAGCCAGACGUUCAAUCUCGGAUGAUGGUUCGAGAUAUAUCAAGGAUUUCUGAGUGUAAUAUAGUUGUAGUUUUGAUCAUAUAAACUGAACAAGGUGGCAGUUUAAAAAUGAAAAAUGAUUAAGGAUAUUGGUGCAUUAUGAUUGAGCAUCUGUUUAGCAAUGCAUCAAGUAUAAACAAAUUUGCUCCACUAUUAAUGUGAUUGCAAUUUUUGAAUUGUUUGGAAUUUGAAUCAUGCAUCCUUUUAA
Molecule: messenger RNA, 2751 nt
Organism: Solanum tuberosum (potato)
Lineage: Eukaryota; Viridiplantae; Streptophyta; Magnoliopsida; Solanales; Solanaceae
Product: protein JASON-like
Exons: 10
Coding region: 218-2398 (726 amino acids)
Biological process (GO): male meiosis II
Source: RefSeq, a predicted model, not a curated record